Lasiosphaeria miniovina is the source of this 348-nucleotide messenger RNA. RefSeq lists its product as uncharacterized. NCBI's taxonomy places the organism in Eukaryota, Fungi, Ascomycota, Sordariomycetes, Sordariales, Lasiosphaeriaceae. The transcript has 2 exons. The record is from RefSeq and is a predicted model, not a curated record. The annotation marks the transcript as partial.
CCAGCAUUGGGCUCCCCGCUGGAGACCACCUCGGCACAGCCUACCUCGUCACAGCCUGCAGCGACGCCAAUAACAGCUCGGCCUACGUCGGUGACAGUGCUGCCAUCAUCCUGCACCACCCGGCCGACGCAAACCUACUACUCCUCAAGCGGAUGUGACAUCAACUGUCCCAACCAGAUCAACUGCUACGCAGACUUUGCCGUCACGGUACCGUGCGGCUGUAAGUCCGUGGCUGUCCGUCCACUUACCACGACAAUUUGCGCGACGAGAUCGCCGUGCUUCCAAUGCCACACAGGCUGGGGAAUAGCGACGCUGUUCGAAUCAUGUUCUGCAACCGCAACCGCAACU